This is a messenger RNA of Brenthis ino (lesser marbled fritillary), 525 nucleotides long. NCBI's taxonomy places the organism in Eukaryota, Metazoa, Arthropoda, Insecta, Lepidoptera, Nymphalidae. The record is from the annotation of a GenBank genome assembly.
AUGCACUUCCUCUACUGUGGCGUACGAUUUUGUGAUUCUGGUGCCAAAAUGGAUUUCGUAUUGAAGGUUCUAUUGAUAGUUAUGGUAGUAUGGACCAAUAAGCUAACAGCCGCUCCCAGAAAGCCAAGAUUAAGUUUAGCAGCACAGAGCCCAAGCUAUUAUUUUAAAGAUGUUGAUGGUAUAUUAGGGACCUACUCUUUUGGUUAUGACGUGCGUGAUCAACAAACCGGAAACAUUCAAUUCCGGACUGAAGAGAAAUAUCCAAAUGGUACAGUUGUCGGCAGCUACGGGUAUGUCGACCCUACAGGAAAAUCCCAAAGAUUUGAUUAUGUAGCCGAUGGAGAAGGAUUGUUACAUGGCGGAUCCUUAACGCAGAAUUAUGAGCAAUCGCCUUCCCAAAUACAUACGAUAUCUACCGAACCAUCUAUUUCUUGGAGUCGGCCGAGAAAGCCGCAUAAGAAGAAGACACAACCUCUAAAAACAUUAUCGAAUAUUUUAGUGCCACCACGCUUUACUGUUAUUGAU